CGGGCCUCCGCCUGCUGCGCCCGAGCUCGGAGAGCCCGGGCACCGCGGCCGCCGACGCAGCCACGGUCCCGGUUCCUCAGUCCUGAGGCGCGCGCGGGCUCUCGGGUGACCCCAGAGGGGGCCGCGGGAGGGAGCGCGAGGCGGCGAAGGGCGGGCCGCACGCGUCCCCGGCCGCCCCCCGCGCGCGCGUGGCCGGGCCCAGAGAAGCCCCGGCGCGGGGAGCGCCGGCCCGGCGCGGGCGAGGGCGAUGCCGCGGUGACGGCCCCGCCAUGGCGAAGCCCCCGGCGGUGGCGGCUGCAGCGGCGGCGUCGGAGGAGCUGAGCCAGGUGCCGGACGAGGAACUGCUGCGCUGGAGCAAGGAGGAGCUGGCGCGGCGGCUGCGGCGCGCCGAGGGCGAGAAGGUGGGCCUCAUGCUGGAGCACGGCGGCCUGAUGCGCGACGUGAACCGGCGGCUGCAGCAGCACCUGCUGGAGAUCCGCGGCCUCAAGGACGUGAACCAGCGGCUGCAGGACGACAAUCAGGAGCUGCGUGAGCUCUGCUGUUUCCUGGACGACGACCGGCAGAAAGGGCGCAAGCUGGCGCGCGAGUGGCAGCGCUUCGGACGCCACGCGGCCGGCGCCGUGUGGCACGAGGUGGCCCGCUCGCAGCAGAAGCUACGGGAGCUCGAGGCACGCCAGGAGGCCCUGCUGCGCGAGAACCUGGAGCUGAAAGAGCUGGUGCUGUUGCUGGACGAGGAGCGCGCGGCGCUGGCGGCGGCGGGGGGCGCUGGCGGCGGCGGCGGCGGCGCGGGCUCCCGCAGCUCCAUCGACAGCCAGGCCAGCCUGAGCGGGCCCCUGGCGGGGAGCGCAGCGGGCUCGGGGGCCCGCGACGUUGGCGACGGCAGCAGCACGUCCAGUGCGGGCAGCGGCGGCAGCCCGGACCACCACCACCACGUCCCAGCGGCUCUGCUGCCCCCGGGGCCGCACAAGGGUCCGGACGGCAAGGCCGGAGCCACGCGCCGGUCCCUGGAUGACCUGUCAGCGCCGCCGCACCACCGAAGCAUCCCUAACGGCCUGCACGAUCCCUCGUCCACUUACAUCAGGCCAUUGGAGACCAAGGUGAAGCUGUUGGACGGUGACAAGCUCCCCCCACAGCAGGCAGGCUCCGGAGAAUUCCGUACCCUUCGGAAAGGCUUCUCCCCAUACCAUUCGGAAUCCCAGCUCGCAUCCCUGCCGCCCUCCUACCAAGAAGUCCUACAGAACGGCCCAGCCUGUCCCGUACCCGAGCUGCCCUCACCCCCAUCCACCGUCUACAGUUCGGCAGGACAGAAACCCGAGGCUGUCGUGCAUGCCAUGAAGGUUCUGGAAGUACAUGAGAACCUUGACCGGCAACUUCAAGACAGCUGUGAGGAGGACCUGAGUGAGAAGGAGAAGGCCAUAGUGCGAGAGAUGUGCAACGUGGUCUGGAGGAAACUGGGGGACGCCGCCAGCACCAAGCCCUCCAUCCGGCAGCACCUGUCUGGUAAUCAGUUCAAGGGGCCGUUGUAGGGCCGCUUCUCCGUGGACGUGGACUGGCCCUGCCUGGAGUCUGAGGCCUUAGACCUGGCAGAAACUCUGGCCCAGCCACCGUCUUUCUCCGUGGUGAAUUGUACAUAGGACACGGCCCACCCUGGCUGCCCUGGUGUGAUGCUGACAGCCAGGCCUCCACCUCCUGCCUCCCUCACCAGCAAACCUUGGGAAGACGAGAAGCCACUGCUCGCUUGCUCGCUCGCUGCAGCCAAGUGGCCAGGCAGCCUGGCUCCCCGUUUGAGCUCCAUGUUCUGUCAGCAAGAAGCCUCUGAGACUCCAAGCCAAGGGACUGUCUGGGAGGUGGCCUGCUCUUAGUAGAAGGUCCCUCAACAAGUAUUCUAACUCGCUGUCCCUUACACUGGACAGAUGCCACCGGAGCCUGAAUCCUGACACAGGUGGCGCUUUUCUGCUACCCGGCCAGAGCCAGGACCCUGGGUCACAGAGCAUUGGGCCCCGUGUGUCCAUGGCUGGCUGGGAGCUCAGGGUUCCCUGUCACCUGGGGGUCGGUGCCCAGCCACCCCAAAGCCAGCUUCUCCUCCUUAGUAUUCACUCCUUCAGUGACAUCUCCUCACCAAUGCCAGGCUUAGCCACUUUGUAGGUCUCUCCUGCCAGGCUUCCUUUUCUGGUUUUCAGCAACAUAGGAAAGUCCUGGAGAGUGUCUGGGCCAGGCUCAGCAUUCUCAAUGGGCAGGUAGAACUGGGCCAUUGCCCAGGGUCACUGUCAAUGUGAUGGACACCCCCCACCACGCCACCCCCGUGUGUUCUGGGUCACUACGGACAGAGCUACAGGAGCCACCCCUGAUCCCCUGAUGAGGUUUCCUCGGGAAGGAUGGGGCAUGCCUGGUUCUGGCUUUAAUUUGCUGUGUGGCCUUCAGCCAGCCACUCAGCUUCCCUGGGCCCCCAGCCGUUCCUUCUGCCUCUUGCUCACUCUAGAAACCACCCCAGUUUGGUGGACCUCUGUCCUCACAGUGGAAGAGCUCAUGUGGCAACCUACUGGGAACAUGUUAGGCCAGGCCAGCCUGUUUGUCAUACUGUCUCCUCACAGGUCACAUCUGAGCCUUAGCCCCUCCCUCCCUCCAAGGGACCUGUCCAGGGGUCAAAUGCGUGCUCAUGCCUCAGCCGGCAGGCAGCACAGAGCUGUCAGGGGCGUUCUCUAGCAUGGUUUGAGGAGAACGAGGUGCUUUUGUGAACCACGCAGAUGCUAUCUGUAGGAGGCCCUGGCCACACUUACAUCCACACCCAUCAGCUGUCCUCACGCAAUGGUACUUAGAGCCCCAUGCAGCAAGCCCAAAGAGCUUGUCCUUGCCUCAGGUCCCUCCCAAACCCUGUGAGCAGAGGGGACAGGCCAAGAAGGUGGGUGACAUCCUUGCUCCCCAACCAGCCCAGGCCCCGUAACCUUGGGUGGUACCCAGCACCUUUGCUGCCCACACCCUUGGGUCCCACACUCUCAGGGGAAAGGCCCAUGGCCCUCGGUGUGCCCAGGGAGUGUUGUGCAGGGGCUGUAGGGGACCGGCCUACUGCUCCGGCUGUUGGUGGCACUGGGAAGCUCUUUCUAGGAGCUGCUGUAUAGUCAAGCGAUAAAACUUGCAACUCCAUCUGCCAGCCCCAGCCGGUACUGGGUAUUUCUAAGUGGGCUGCUGGGCAGGCAAGACCCUUCCUGGUUCUUUGAAGUCAAGAAACCCCAGAAUAAUGUUGAGGUGUGUGGGCCCACACAAGGUGGGAGCCAAGUCAGAGAGUCCCAGUCACAUUUGUAUCAGGACAGUUCAGCCACCUCUGAAAUAAGCAAUAAGUAAGAGCUCUUGGAGUCUGAAGACAAGACAGACCCUGUCCCUAAUGCUGCAGGGCAUCCUGGGAAUCUAAAGAGAAUUUCUCACAGGCCCCUCUGCCCUUGUGCAGGCAGAGUGAGGCAAGCUAUACCCCAGCUCUCGGCAGUAGGCUGCCUUCCCUAGGACAGCCUGGGUCAUAUCUCAAACCUAACAGGAGAGGCCAGCAGCAACCCAGUUGAGCCCCACCCGGGCCAGGGAGGGCAGGUGGUCUUCUGUGACCCAUCCCUUCUGGAGCCUUAGCCUUUGCAGUGCUGACUCCACCCCAAGCUCACAAUAUGCUUGUGCUGGCUCCACCCCCACCCCCACUGUGACAGGUCACUUGGCCCCAUCUAGGGUGGCCUGGCCUUCCCUGGAGUCAGAAUCUGCUGAGCACAUCUUCAUUUGCGAUCAACAGCCACACGCCAGUGUUUCAAGACAAAGUGACCUUUCAUUUUUCUUUCUUGAAACUUGAGAGGAAGUGAGAUACAUACUACUGAUUUUUUUUUUUUUUAAAGAAACAAAAUGCAUGGCUGCAGAGUGGCAGAGGUGUCUAUUUUCAUACUGUGGGGGAAAGCGUGCUGCUUUUUGGGAGGGGCUGGAACGCCUGGUUUCUGCCCUAGGCCAGUCUUCUAUAGGAGUUGGUGGUGAGACCUGCAGCUGCCCCCUCCUGCCCUGGCCGUGUAGAGCUGGAGACUGUGCACUUCGGCUGUUUCUACCUUCUAUUGAACCACUUUGAUUUGUGGAGAGAGAAAACAAAUAGAACUUUUGAUAGUGUGGUAAAGGCAUUGAUUUGAACUAUUUUAGUAAAAGGAGUAACAUAUAAGAUUGUGACAGUGUCUACUUUGAACUAGAUAAUAAAGGCCUCUUUGUGAGCCUCGGA
Molecule: messenger RNA, 4231 nt
Organism: Mus caroli (Ryukyu mouse)
Lineage: Eukaryota; Metazoa; Chordata; Mammalia; Rodentia; Muridae
Gene: Ccdc85c
Product: coiled-coil domain containing 85C
Cellular component (GO): apical junction complex
Source: RefSeq, a predicted model, not a curated record